Messenger RNA from Pseudoliparis swirei, 2501 nucleotides. Its product is annotated as leucine-rich repeat-containing protein 3-like. NCBI's taxonomy places the organism in Eukaryota, Metazoa, Chordata, Actinopteri, Perciformes, Liparidae. The record is from RefSeq and is a predicted model, not a curated record. Gene Ontology annotation, molecular function: protein binding. The transcript is spliced from 2 exons. Bases 157 to 1014 code for a protein of 285 amino acids.
CGAAAAGCUGCAACGGGAGUCUAAAAAAUUUAAGAUCUAAAAUCUUUUUUUCAUUUUCUGGAUCUCAAACUUCACAAGAAACCGGAGAUCCUGCUGGUGCGAGUCAGUGUGUGUGAGAUUGGGACCUGGUGUGUGUCAGGGGGCUAUGGUGAGGCGAUGUGCACUGGCUGGUGUGAGGAGAGAUGGACCAGUGUCAGUGGAAGAAGACGAAGAGGUAAAGGACUGGAUCUUCACUCAUGGCUGCGCGUCUCGCUCUUGUUCUCAGCUCUGUGGGGCCAAGCGUCCCCCCAGUGCCCGGACAGCUGUCACUGCGACUGGGACACGGCCACGGUGCUGUGUUCCGAUGCGGGGCUGCGGGAGAUCCCAGAGGGGAUCCCACCGGAAACUGUCUCCCUCCACCUGGAACGCAACUACAUCCGAAACAUCCCCGAGAGCGCCUUCAGCGGCCUGGUCCACCUGCGGGAUCUGUACCUGUCGCACAACCGAAUUGACUCGCUGGCCUGGGGGGCCCUGCGGCAUCUGGGCCCUGAGCUGCGCCUGCUGGACCUCUCGCACAACCAGCUGAGGCAGGCCAGCAGGGAGGAGUUUGGAUCUACUCGUGCAACGACGCGCCUCUACCACAACCCGUGGCACUGUGACUGCGCUCUUCAGGAGUUGAUGGAGUCUCUGAACCUGGAGCCGGAGACAGUAAAUGGGAUCGUGUGUGAGAGCUCUGUGAGGGGGCUGGGCGAGGGUAGCAGGUGGGAGGACCCGGGGUCGCACGGCGAGAACGCUGGUCAACCGCUUGUCAAACUGUUGGAUUCUGGGGUGAAUUUCUGCAGCUUGCAGAGGAAGACCACCGAUGUAGCAAUGCUGGUGACAAUGUUUGUAUGGUUCUUCAUGGUCAUCGUGUAUGUCGUGUACUAUGUGAAGCAGAACCAAGCCGAGACCCGCAGGCAUUUGGAAUACCUGAAGAGUUUGCCCAGCCCCCGGAAGACCCCCACAGAGACAGAUACUCUGAGCACUGGUUUCUGAACUCCGAAAUGGAACAAUGGGGGAAAUUGAUUUUUCAAGAACUACUGAUAAAUGUCAAAAAAAUGCCGUGUGGAGUUUCUGGAAGAUGCUGAUCCAGAGGAAACUAACCUUUUACAGCUGUGCUUUGUGAUAUUUUUUCAUAUUUGUUACAACUGAGCCCCUGACCACACUUGUCCUAAUAGUUAUGUACCUGUUGCAUUUUUCUCAAUUUAAUGAAACAUAUUUGUGUACGUUCCCCCAUGUGCACUGAGAGACCUAUACCCUGGUCUUUUAUCUUUCAUUAAGCUCUAUUUAAGAGUGUUUGAUUGGCCCUUAAUGAAGAAUUGAAAGCCACUAAUCAGCUGGAGUGUGGACCAGGUUAAAAAAGAAGAGUGUGUGAACUCAAAUGUGUGUCCCAAUCGAACUGCCUGUUCAUUUGUGCUUUGUAGUUCUCGUGUCUUGUAACAGGCCAAUUUCCCUUGGAUGACAUUGAUUUUGCACAGAUGCUCUGAAGCCAAUCCCAAUUCAAGACCACACAGACGGUGGUUUCGUUGCCAGUGGAGAAGUGCUGAUCUAAAUGUACUGUGACGAAGCCAUGAGAGCUGGAGGUGAACUCUUUAGUCUCCAAGCUGCAGCAACCAGCUCUAAAAAUAUCUUGGUGGCCAAGUGUACACACAGCUUGUCCACUGAUUGGUAAGAAGAAAUCCCAGCCGGAUUUAUAAAUGGAUCAUUGUCAUAAAGUUGAUUAGUGUAGCCAUUUUUCUUGAGAGAAGCUGUUAUUUAGGCCUUAACCCUCCUGUUACCUGCGGGUCAAUUUGACCCCAUUCAAUGUUUAACCCUCCUGUUACCUUUAUAUUUACUGACAUAUUUUACCCUCGGGGUGAAUUUGACCCCAGCAAUUAAAACCUCCAGAAAAUUAUUAGAAUUAAUAUUGUUUUCCAAUUUUAAGUGUGAGGUACUUUAUGUUUGUUUGUUGACUACCUAAAUAGCCCUUUAAAUAUAUAAAAAAGUUGAUAUUUCUUAUAUGUUUCACACAGUGAAAAACAGCCUGGGGUCAAAUUGACCCGAAAGAACACCGACAUUAAACAUUGAAUGGGGUCAAAUUGACCCUAAGGUAACAGGAGGGUUAAUUAAUCUCUUGAGUCCUGAUUUUCCGUUUUGUCUGCACUGAUUGCCGUAUACAAAUAGUUCUGUCUCCCAUUUAUAGAGUAGGCUUCAUCAUAAUUGAUUAUUAUUUUUGAAGCAACGGUAAAAAUGAGCAAAACACUUUAAUAAAAAAUAGAAUAUUUUUUUCAGUUCGUACAUUUAACAAAUGCAAUAUUAAGAUUAAUACCAUGCCUGGAAUUUAUACUGAACAUGCACUUAAUAUGGAACAAAGUACCUUGUUUUAACUUCACUUUGUUCAUAUUUACCUUCGCAAAAUAUGGAACAUUUUCUCUGUGGAUUCUGUGGUGAAUGUAUUCACUGAUACAUAUGGAAACUAAAAGGCCUUUCUAAAGCCAGCAACA